Molecule: messenger RNA, 2896 nt
Organism: Aspergillus campestris IBT 28561
Lineage: Eukaryota; Fungi; Ascomycota; Eurotiomycetes; Eurotiales; Aspergillaceae
Product: putative forkhead transcription factor
Exons: 2
Coding region: 361-2433 (690 amino acids)
Biological process (GO): regulation of transcription by RNA polymerase II
Molecular function (GO): DNA-binding transcription factor activity, RNA polymerase II-specific; RNA polymerase II cis-regulatory region sequence-specific DNA binding
Source: RefSeq, a predicted model, not a curated record
UGGUGUGCCACCAGGUCCAUGUACUGCUUGGGCCCACCGUCUCCAUGCACAUUUGGUAGCGCCUUGUGGCCUGAUCUCUAAAUCUCUUACGGACUGAGGUAGCCUUGUGUGCCUUGGUCUUUGGAACAAAAUCGCUUCUAUCGUCACACCUGCCGGUCCCAGGCAUCUCGCUACUGGGCUUUUACCCUCGCCAUUUAACCUCGUUCGACACUAGGUGCUUGCGCCCUGCCGUCGUCUCUCGCCUGGACUAAAGAAGGAACCCUGUCUAGUCGACGCGCCGGGUAUCGUCAGCCAGCAUCUAUCGACUUCUGGCCAGUGGCAUCAUCAGUCCGACGCGUUCUGCGUCAAGAGGUCUACACAAUGGCCAGGCCACUGUCUCCUUCGAAUAAGCAACUUCGCGGGCCGCGUUCUCGCCUGGAUCCGUCACCACUGCCCUCCAAGCCCGCCGAAAAAGUCGCAAGCCAAGAUUGCGUUCUGAAUCCGCCCUCUGGUGGCUCGCAAAAGCCGUCGCCAACUAAAGCACCUCGUACCUCGAAGGCCUCCCUUUCUUCGGGAAGAGAUCUAGGAACGAAGACUCCCUACAAUACAUAUUCGCAUGCUCCUCCCACGUCACCCAUGCCGCAUUCGGCCCUAUUCACCACGUUUCCCAGCGUCAACCCGGCGAAACAGUUCUCUAGAGACCAGCAGUCAGGGGACGAACCCCCGAGCGACAACUUUGCCGAUUUCCCUGAACCCUUCGCGUCCAGGUCGUCCUUGAAGAGGUCCUUGAUGGAGGCGGCGCCGCUCAAAGAACGACCCACCAAGAAGCCGAAGCGCGAGGAUCUUAGCUUAGUCCCUCUCCCGGAGCCACACGAGAUGCCGCCAAUAGAGGACGAUGGCACCAAACCCCCGUACAGCUAUGCAACCCUGAUUGGCAUGUCGAUCCUGCGUGCAACCAAUAGACGCUUGACCCUGGCGCAAAUAUACAAAUGGAUCUCGGAUACAUUCUCGUACUAUAAAAACAGUGACCCGGGCUGGCAAAAUAGCAUUCGUCACAAUCUCAGCCUGAACAAAGCUUUCGUCAAACAGGAGCGCCCAAAAGACGACCCGGGUAAAGGCAAUUACUGGAUCAUCGAGCCCGGGAUGGAAGCACAGUUUCUAAAGGACAGACCUCUGCGCCGUGCAACCAUGUCCAGCCUCCCCCUUCCCGCAGCUCCCCAAAAAGAGACAGCACCCCCGCCCAACUCCAGUACCACCACCUGGGCUGUCGCACCGUCCACCAACCCCUCGGCGUUGACGUCGACGAAAAACGUGGACCUGUCUUCGGAUGCGACUCUGCCUGCCUCCGACCCUGCUCUCCAGGAAGAUGUAGGUGACGAGGGCGUCAAUGUCACGGCGGCGCAGCAACCCCUUCCACCGCGCUCUUCCCCACCGCAGCCAAUCCACUCUUCACCCCCGGUCGUGCCGCCCCGAUUCAUUCGCCAGGGAACUCCGCCUACCCCCUCCCAGACUGUCGCCUCCGGGGUCGUCCCCCGCGGCAAGAGUCGGAAGUCGACUGCGAUGAAUGAUAGUGGGUAUUUCUCGUCAUUGGAGUCCUCGGCGAUGCGGCCCAACAAGACUGGGCAUAUCUUGACCUCGGACUUGGAUAUCGAACCGCCGCGUAUCAAGCGCGGUCGAGCUGAGGAAGAGAUUGCACGCAUCCGAAGUUCUUCCCACGAUAUCAGCCCCAGCCAUUCGGGGGUCCUCCGGGAUGCUGGUCUGAUCGUUGGGUCCUCGCCUCUCCGCGGUGAAUAUGUUAGUAUGCUACCGCCGCCCAUAACGCCCGUGAUCAAAUUCAAGAAGCCCUUGAAGCCACCACCGUCUGUAUCACCCAACACCAACCUGCGGAACCAUCGCAAAAGGAUCCAGCAAAUGGUCAACUCGCCAAUCAAACAUCUGGGACUGACCGACGAGGAUCUUCCGUGGAGCCCAGCGUUUAAUAUCCAGGAUGAAGCAUGCACACCUAAUGACAACCUUCAUACGAACUUCGACGUUUUCGCAGACACUACUGUCGAAAACAUUUCCACCUCAGCAUAUGGCUCGCCUGAAAAACGCUCUGCUAAGCGUAAUAGAACUGAUACGGGCGCAGCUCACAACAGUGCUCUCGCGGAUAUCACCGCAGUGGGUGCCAACAACAGAACAGGCCUACAUCCCUUAUCUUCUCAAAAAGCAAAGGGAUUGCUAUUCCCCGAAUCUCCGUCGAAAGUGCCCGACAAUGCGCGCUUCAUCGAUGCCACACAUGACGACUUCUUCUCAUUCCAUCUCUUUGACGAAAGUCCCGGCGAGGUUGAUGGUGUUGACCUCUUGCAGGGGUUCCAAAAGAUUGGGGGCGCCAGCAAAGAUGGUCUAUCUCGACCAAAGCCGCACGCUGCCAGACCACAGCUCAAUCAUCGAAGCAAUACAUCCUUGUUCUGAGCCGUCCGCCCCGAUGAUUCCGGGCAACGACACGCGAAUCUCCAUCUCCGUGCAAUGACGGAAUGUCGAGAAUUGUGGCGUCGAAACUAUUAUGAUGUCAUUCUACAAUUGUUUUGAUGAUGCCAACUGAUGUUUCUCCUGGCGUACCUUGAGUUUUGAUUCUGGUGUUUUUUCUUCUUCUUUCUUCCUUUCCCGCAUGGUUCUAUUGCUGUUGGUGCUGGUUUACUUUAACACGGGGGCACUGAAUUUCCGGAGUUUUGGGCUAAGGUCUGGUGUUGGCUUGACUUUGGGCCUGGGACGACCUUUCAUGACUUCCAUGACGACAUUUGCUAAGAUGUACAUGAGAUGCAAUGUUUUAACAAGCGUGAAUAUUUUUUUGUUCUUCCCACAUUCCCUCCUUUCAAACGCGCAGUUUCUAAAUAGUUUAGUUUGCAAUUUUGUCUAAUUUGACCCUGGCCAGCCA